This is a messenger RNA of Knipowitschia caucasica, 2847 nucleotides long. NCBI's taxonomy places the organism in Eukaryota, Metazoa, Chordata, Actinopteri, Gobiiformes, Gobiidae. The record is from the annotation of a GenBank genome assembly.
AUGUGUGGGGGGGGUGGUGGGGGGGAGAUUGGGUUUGGGGGGGGAGUGGUGGUAGGUGGGGGUAGGGGGGGGGUUGAGGGUUUUGGGGGGAGUUGGGGGGGGGGGAUGAGGGGGGGGAGUUUUAUUAUGGUGGAUUGUUUAGUUGGUGGUGGUAUGGUUGUUGGGUUUUAUUGGGUGUGGUGGUGGUUGGGUGUUGGGUGGGGGGGGGGGGUUGGUUGGGUUUGGGGUUGUGGGGGGUUGGAGAGGGGUGAAAUGUGUGGUUGUGUGGGUGGGGGGGGGGGGGGGUGGGGGGGGUGGGUGUGGUGGGGGGGGUUUGGGUUGUGUGGGUGGGGGGUUGUGUGUGGUGGGGGUGGUUUGGGUGGUGGUGUGGGUGGGGGUUUGUGGUGUGUUGGUGGGGGGGGGGUGGUGGGGGGUUGUGGUGGUGGUGGGGGGGGUGGGUGGGUGGGGGGGGGGGGGGGGGGGGGGGGGGGGGGUGGGUGUGGGUGUGUUGGUGUGGGGUGUUGUGGGGGGGGGUGGGGGUUGGUGUGGGGUGGGGGGGUGUGGGGGUGGGGGGGGGGUUGUGGUUGUUGGGGGGUUGCUGGGGUUGUUGGUGGGGGUUGUGGGGUUGGGGGUGGGUUUGGGUGUGGGGGUGGGGGUGUUUGGGUUGGGGGGGUGUGUGUGGUGGGUGUGGGGUUGGGGUGGGGGGUGGGUUUGGGGGUGGGGGGUGUGGGGUGGUGUGGGGGGGGGUGGGUUGGGUGGGUGGUGGGGGGGGUUGUUGGUUGUGUGGGUGUUGGUUUGAGUAGGGGGUGUUUUGGGUUUGGGUUUUGUUGGUUUGAGGUUGUGAGGGGUUUUGUUUGUGGUUGGGUGGUUUUGGGUGGUUUGUUGGGUUUGGGUAGUUUUUGGUGUGGUUGGGGUGUUUGGGGUUGGUUUAGUUUAUGGUUGGUUGUAUUUGGGGGUGGGGGGUUUUUGAUAGUGGGGGGUGGGGGGGGGGGUGUGGGGUUGGGGGGGGGGGGGUUGGGGUGUUGGGGGGGGGUGUUUUGUAUGUGGUUGGAGGGUGGGGUGGGGGGGGGGGGGGGUUGGUGGGGGGGGGUGUGGGGGUGGGGGGUGGGGUGUGGGGGGGUGGGGAUGGGUUGGGGGGGGGGGGGGGUUGGGGUGUGGGGGGGGGGUGUGUUGUGUGGGGGUGGGGGGGGUGUUUGGGGGGUUUGUGGGGGUGGGGUGGGUGGGUGUUGGGGGGUGUUGGGGGUGGGUGUGGUGGGUGUGGGGGGGUGUGGUGGGGUGGGGGGGGGUGUGGGGUGGGUUGGGGGUGGGGGGGGGGGGGGGGGUUUUGUGGGGUGGUUGGGGGGGUGUUGGUGUGUGGGUGUGGGGGUGUGGGUGUGUGUUGGUUGGGGGUGUGGGGGGUUGGGGUUGUGGGUGGGUGGUGUGUUUUGGGGGUUGUUGGUGGUGGUGGUGGGUGGGUGUGGUGGGUGGGGGGGGGUUUUGUGGGGGGGGUUGGGGGUGGUUGGGGUGGUGUGGUGUGGUGGGGGGGUGUUGGGGGGGGGUGGGGUUUUGGGUGGGGUUUUUGGGUGGUGGGUUGUGGGGGGGGGGGGUGUUGGGGGGGGUGGUGGGUGGGGUGGGGGGGUGGGUGGGGGUUGUUUGGGGGGUGGGGUGUGUGGGGGGUAUGGGGUUUGGGGUUUUUGUUGUGGGUGGGGGGGUGGGGGUGUUGUUGAGGUGGUUGUGGGGGGGGGGGGGGGGGGGGGGUGGUGUUUGGGUUUGGUGGUGGGUUGGGGGGUUUUUUGUUUUUGUGGGGGUGUUGUGGUGUGGGUGUUUGAUGGGGGGGGGGGGUGGGGGGGGGGUGUGGGGGGGGUGGGGUGGUUGGGGGGGGGGUUGGGUUGGUUGGGUGUGGGUUGGUGGGGGGGGUUGGUGGGGUUUGUGAGUGGGGGGGGGUGGGGGGUGGUUGUGGGUGUGGGUUGUGUGUUGUGUGUGGGGGGGGUGGUGGUGGGGGGUGUGGGGGGUGUGUUGGGUUGUUUUGGGUGUUGGGGUUGGUUUGGGGGGGUUUUAGUUUUGGGGGGUGGGGUGGUGGGUGUGUGGGGGGGGUUGGUGGUUGGGGGUGGGGGUUUGGUGGUGGGUUGGGGGGUGGGUGGGGGGGGGGUGGGGGGGGGGUGGGGUAGGGGGGUGGUGGGGGGGGGGUGGGUGUGGGUGGGGUGUGGUGGUGUUUUGUUUGGGGUGGUUGGGGGUGGGGGGGGGGUUUUGUGUGUUGGGGGGGUUGGGGGUGUUGGGGUGUGUUGGGGGGGGGGGUGGUUGGGGGGGGGGUGGGGUGUGGGGUUGGGGGUUGGUAGGGGGGGGGGUGGGGGGGGGGGGGGUGGGGGUUGUGUUGGGAGGGGGUGGUGGGUUGGUGGUGGGGGUGUUUUGUUGGGUGGGUGGUGGGGGUGGGGGGUUGGUGGGGUGGGUGGGGGUGGGGGGUGUGGGGGGUGGAGGGUGGGGGGGGUGGUGGGUGGGGGGGUGGGGGGGGGGUUGUGGUGUGUGUUGUGGGGUUGGGGGGGGGGGUGGGGGGUGGGUGGGGGGGGGUGGGGGGGGGGGUGUGGGGGGGGUGGGGGGGGGGUGGUGGGGGGAGGGUGGGGGUGGGGGGGGGGGGGGGGGGUUGUGGGGUGGGUGUGGGGUGGGGUGUGGGUGGGGGGGGUGGGGGGUUUGGGGGGUUGGGGGUGUGGGGGGGGGUUGGGUUUGUUUGGGUUGUGGUGGUGGUGUGGUGGGUGGGGUGGGGGGGGGGGGGGUGGGGUGGGGGGGGGGUGGGGGGGUGGGGGUGGUGGUGGGGGGGGGGGGGGGGUUGGGUGUUGGGGGGUGUGUGGGUGGGGGGGGGUGUUUUGUGGGGGGGAUUUGGAGGUGAUUAUGUGA